This is a messenger RNA of Esox lucius (northern pike), 1642 nucleotides long. RefSeq names its product golgin subfamily A member 6-like protein 2. Lineage: Eukaryota; Metazoa; Chordata; Actinopteri; Esociformes; Esocidae. The transcript is spliced from 3 exons. The coding region runs from base 1 to 1488 and encodes 495 amino acids. The record is from RefSeq and is a predicted model, not a curated record.
AUGCCUGAGGGAGCAGGCCUGGAAGCAGAGGGAGCAGGCCUGGAAGCAGAGGGAGCAGGCCUGGAGACAAGAGGGAGCAGGCCUGGAGACAAGAGGGAGCAGGCCUGGAGACAAGAGGGAGCAGGCCUGGGGACAAGAGGGAGCAGGCCUGGGGACAAGAGGGAGCAGGACUGGAAGCAGAGGGAGCAGACCGGGGACAAGAGGGAGCAGACCGGGGACAAGAGGGAGCAGACCGGGGACAAGAGGGAGCAGACCGGGGACAAGAGGGAGCAGGACUGGAAGCAGAGGGAGCAGACCGGGGACAAGAGGGAGCAGGACUGGAAGCAGAGGGAGCAGGACUGGAAGCAGGACUGGAAGCAGAAGGAGCAGGACUGGAAGCAGAGGGAGCAGACUGGAAGCAGAGGGAGCAGACUGGAAGCAGAGGGAGCAGACUGGAAGCAGAGGGAGCAGACUGGAAGCAGAGGGAGCAGACUGGAAGCAGAGGGAGCAGACUGGAAGCAGAGGGAGCAGACCGGGGACAAGAGGGAGCAGACCGGGGACAAGAGGGAGCAGACCGGGGACAAGAGGGAGCAGGACUGGAAGCAGAGGGAGCAGACCGGGGACAAGAGGGAGCAGGACUGGAAGCAGAGGGAGCAGGACUGGGAGCAGGACUGGAAGCAGAAGGAGCAGGACUGGAAGCAGAGGGAGCAGACUGGAAGCAGAGGGAGCAGACUGGAAGCAGAGGGAGCAGACCGGGGACAAGAGGGAGCAGACCGGGGACAAGAGGGAGCAGACCGGGGACAAGAGGGAGCAGGACUGGAAGCAGAGGGAGCAGACCGGGGACAAGAGGGAGCAGGACUGGAAGCAGAGGGAGCAGGACUGGGAGCAGGACUGGAAGCAGAAGGAGCAGGACUGGAAGCAGAGGGAGCAGACUGGAAGCAGAGGGAGCAGACUGGAAGCAGAGGGAGCAGACCGGGGACAAGAGGGAGCAGACCGGGGACAAGAGGGAGCAGGACUGGAAGCAGAGGGAGCAGGACUGGAAGCAGAGGGAGCAGGACUGGAAGCAGAGGGAGCAGGACUGGAAGCAGAGGGAGCAGGACAGCUGGUGGUGGAGAUGUCAUCCAGAAGACUACCAACUGUGGAGUCCAGUGUGAAUUCCUCAAAGCCUUCAUCUUCCUCCUCCUCCGUCCAUGGCCAGGUCCUCCAGCAGCUGGUCAGUCUCCUCUGUGUCGGGGUCCACACUCUGCAAAGGCUGCCCUGUCUGACGUAGCAGAUAGUCCAUGCCUUAGAAUGAGGAGGGUUUGGUGGAGAGGGAUGCAGCAGCUCGGUCCUGAUUCCAAGAGGCUCUGGGGGCUCCUGGCAGGCCACUGGGAAGAGGCUGGGCUGGUCCACAAAAGCAGCACAUUCGCCAAAAUAGUCAGCCAGGCGGUCCAACCACUCCUCACUAUGGUUCUCCCUCAGCUGCUUGACCAGACGAGUUGGGCUGUUGCCCAGGGUUCGCUCUCUUAGCAUGCAGAUGACCCGUACGUCACAUGCAUACCUUCAUGAAAAAAACAAAGACUGUUUUCACGUAUUUGUUCAAAUGUUGUCAAAGACCUGCAUACCAGAGUAAACAUCAUUAUUUCACACAAUGUAAUUACAACAUUAAAGAAGAUGUGGAUAA